UAAAAAAAAACCCUACAGCAUUUAUCACUCCUUCAGUCAGUGGUGUUUGUUGUUCAACUGAUCAAAAACAUCGCGCCUUGUACAAACUUCAAAAAAUUAUUUAUUUAUCAUUAUUAUCUGUCGGAAAAAGGAAUGAGCAAUAAUCCACAAAAUCCUUUUCAGAGAGGAGCUCCUGUGAAUGCUCCAGGUACUUUUAUACCAUCUCCUAGGCUCUCCCCUCAAAAUAAUAAUUCACGAAAUGUCACUCUACCACCACAACCUGUAUCCUACUCAAGUAGCAUUAUGACAUUAAUUCCUCUUGAUGCACCAGAUGAAUGGGAUAAACUGUUAUCACAAUGUUGGACAACACUUUGUGAGGAAAUACAAUUGCAACAAAUAAGAAAAGAUGAAAACUUGAUAUUAACAAAAUUACAGGAAAAAAACUUUCCACCAAACAAUAAGGUACCAAUGUAUGGCUUAUUGUAUGGAAUAUUAACAGCAGAAGAUGCUACCCAAUCUGGAAUAUUCUUUAGAAUUUUAAACGCAAUUGUCCAUGACCAUAAGACUUUAAGUGAUGAAUUGAAAAAGUUUAUAGAAUCUAAAUUUUACAAACUUCAGGAUCCAAUAACAGAAAGAAUAGCAACAUUUUUGAAUGAUUGUAUCAAAAUUAAUCCUCAAUUUGAUGCACCUUUCAUUUCACUUGUUAAAAAUAUGAAAACCUACGAGUUUACGAAGAGAAAUCUGACUCUUGCCGAUAAAAUUUUGGACAUUUGCUACCAAAAUAAGGAAUGGAUUUAUGCGAAUGCCAAAGUUUUAAUGAAAGUUUUGUAUAGUUUCUUGAGAAUGAUUGAGGAUAUGAAAAUUUUUGGUGUGGAUCGUCAGUAUGAAGCUCUAAUGAGAAAACAACUUCAAUUGGUUGAAGAUAUAAUCAGAGACAAUUUACAAAAGGAGGCUAUUCAAUCUAUGGGACGUGAUUUUGUCAGAGUUGUUUAUAGUCUUGCUAAGAAAUACAAAGUGAGUGAUAGUAUGGAAAAACUUUUAGGAAAUCAAGAUUUUUUAAAGAUUAUGAACUACCCUUCUUCAUCACGCGUUUUAGAUUGCAGAAUUAGCCAUGAUAUGUACACGCAAAUUUCAUUUUUAAUAAGUAAUGUCAAAUUUGGUAAUCAAAAAAGAUAUCAAUCAUGGUUUGCACAAAGAUUUUUUGCAACUCCAGAAAGUGAAGCAGUUAUUCCUGACUUGGUUCGUUAUAUUAAUUGUGUCUAUCACCCACCUCAUGAGUCUAUGCCUAGAUGGGCAGUACUAGGUUGGUUAUUAAAAUCUGUAAAGAAUGAGAAGAUUUUGGAAAAUACCAAACUAGCGAUUGUUUAUGAUUUAUUAUUUACUAUAUCAAGUGAUAUGAAUGAAGAGUUUGUAAAGAACAUUGUUUCUCCAACAUUCUUAAUCCUUUCCAACAAUGUUGGUAAAUACCCAGAAAUUACAAAUUCCCUUCUAGACUUUAUUUUCUACUUUAUUGAAAGAACAGAUCAAUAUUUACAUUUAACCAAACAACAGAUUAUUGGUUCAUUACAGACCUGUACUCAAAAAUUUGGUGCCAGUCAUAUUGCAACUGUAAUAGAAAAAACUGAUAAUGAGAGAAGAGAAAGAGUUAAGAAAUAUUUCACAAUCCAAAGUACACCACAAGUACAACCACCAGUUACUGUUACUCCUCUUCAAAUACCUGAGGGAGCUCAAUCAAAUUCAAACAAUAAGUCCCCAACUCUCUCUCCAUCAAAGAUACCACCAAGCGCAAAGCAACCAUCACAACAAACAAACCCUCCAUCAUCCGUUGAUCCAACCAAGAACAAUCCUCCUCUGGCUGUCAAAACAAAUAAUAGAUCUGGCACAACUCCUUUAGCUCCAGUUUCUGUAAAAUCUCCAACCUCACCAUCAAGACAGCCAUUUGCCUCUAUUUCAAAAGAAACUGAUAAUAAGACUAUUCGAGAAUUGAUUGAAGAAACCACAAAGACAGCAACUAACAAAACCAAAUUUUUGGAAUCGUUUGAACCACUCAUAUCAAAUCUUACCAAGCAAGUCGGUGACUAUUAUGACUCAAUUUCGUCAACUAAACAAGAAGAUAAAGAGGUAGAGGAACUAAGAAAGACUUGUAAUCAAACAAUCAAGGAAGUUGUGGAGUUUUUCUCCAAUAAUGUCCUCAAUCAACAACCUACAGAUAUUCAAGCUUUUGCCACAUUUAUCAUGAGACUAGUUAGUUUUGAAAUGUUGGCCCAAACACAAUCAAAUACAUACAACCUACAACAAGGAAAUCCUUCAGCAGUUAUUGUACAAACCAUUCUUAAAGAGCGUGCAGAAGAUGAGAAAAAACAUUUUGAAAAAUGUUUACUUAGAAAUCAAUCAACUUUAUUGUGUUGUCUUUUGGAUGAAAUUUGUACUAGAGUUCUAUCAUAUCUUGGUAAUCAAAACAAGGAAGCUUCAUCAGCUGAAAAGAAUAGAAUUGCUAAAUUGAAAGAAAAAUUCUCCCAUCUUGUCAAAUUCAUGUACAAGACGGACAUGUCACUUGGAUAUAGACUACUUUGUUUUUAUGUCAGUAAGAUUUACAAUGAUAAGAUACAAGCAUUGGAUUUGCUUAAACCAACAAGCACUGAUCCAUUUAUUAACAUUUUAAUAUUCAGUAACCACUAUAAGUACAAAUCGGGAUAUUCUGUAUUUUAUGAUUGGACACUUGGUGCUCGGAAAUCCAGUACCGAAGGAGCUCAAACACAAGAUCAGGUUUUUAUCAAAGAUUUAUCAACUUGCUUGGAAGAUAAUCAUCUUCUUUUUAUUAAUUUGUUGCCAAUUAUUUCUAGAGAUUUUUCUCAUUAUAUUCAAAAGAAUAAGGAAGAAUUUUUCAAAUUAAUCAUAACCAAGUUACAUCCAUACGAACUGCAGCAUGUUAACACAUUUGUCCAAAAUGGAAAACUUAAAAUUUUAUUCUCGCAAGGAAAAGCGAAGAAGGCUUCGGGUUCUGCUCAAACAAACCUGAAUGGAUUAGAUUAUAUCUCUCAGGCGAUAGUAAUGAUUCAAAAUCUGAAUGAUCACUUCUCAGACGAUUACGAACACCAAAUGUUUUGGACUUUACUCUCUAAUGAAAUCUGCUAUAAUCAUACACUCUUCUGUAUCAAUCAAACAGAAGAGGAAAGCGAAAAGAAGACCAGCCAACAACAACAACAAGUAGGUCUCUAUUACAAAUUCCCAAUAUCCCAAUUCAUCAUUUCUCUCCUAAAUACUUUAUCUCAACAUGAAGUUUAUUCUGAUAUUCUUCUAACUCUUGUACAAAGACUUACAGCUAUUAAUCCUGACGGAGAGGCUUUGUUUAGCUAUGAAUUCAUUCAAUACGUAAUGACGUUACCAUUUGAAAAGUAUACUACUUUCCCUUCAACCCUUUUGCAUCACUAUUUACAGUGCCAAUAUAUCAAAAAUGAUGGUUUCCUUCUUGAAGUUACUGAAAAGCAUAUUAUUGGCGUUCUACAGGAAUAUCUUGAAAAGAUGAACGACAAGAAUGCCGAAACUUGUCAAGAUAUUCUUAUGCAUCUCUAUUAUAUGAAACUUUUAACCAAUCACUCACUUCACUAUAUGUCUUCAAACACCAAUAAUCAUUACUUACUUUUUGAAUGCGAAAAUUUCCUCAAACAGAUCAGAAAGAUUAAGGGUCAAUUGUCAAGUAAGAAUGAAAAGAUGAAGUUUAUAUUUACACAAUUGAUAGGAGAUUUCGACCAGGGAGAAAAUGAAGAAGAUAUCAACGAAGCAACCACUGAUGAUGCUGACGUCAAGAUGACAGAAAAAACAGAGGAAGAAAAGGAAGAAGAAGAAUCUCCAAAGCCUCCAAGAAGUGCCAGAAACAAAAGAAAUAAGAAAGUAGAGGUUAGUGAGGAUGAAGAGGAGGUAGAAGAAGACGAAGAACAAAACAGUCAGGAAGAAGAUGAUGAAGAAACAAAACCUAAAAAGAGAAAAGUCACAAAGGAACAAAACGAGGAAGAACAAGAAAAUGAUGAGACCAUUGAAGAAGAAAUAUCAGAAGAUGAAGAAACCAAAGUUUUGAACAAUAUCAAGUCCAAGAGAAGAGGCUUUGUCAGAAGAAAGAAGGUAAAAUAAAUUUGGCGCCAAAUUUUAAAAAUAAAACAGUUACGCUUGUUU
This is a messenger RNA of Naegleria gruberi, 4149 nucleotides long. RefSeq lists its product as uncharacterized. Gene Ontology annotation, molecular function: protein binding. The coding region runs from base 133 to 4107 and encodes 1324 amino acids. The transcript has a single exon. Gene Ontology annotation, cellular component: cytoplasm. The record is from RefSeq and is a predicted model, not a curated record. NCBI's taxonomy places the organism in Eukaryota, Heterolobosea, Eutetramitea, Acrasida, Naegleriidae.